UGCAUCUGACCCACCAUGACACCCACAGAAUCCACAAGCUUGGUCUCUGAUCUGUCUAAUAAUGACUUCGGCUACGACUACACGUCUUCCAUGGAUGACUAUCUGAACUUCACCCUCACAGACCUCUUCUGUAAGAAGAACCACGUCAGGCAGUUUGCGAGCCACUUCCUCCCACCCUUGUACUGGCUCGUGUUCAUCCUGGGCACCGUGGGCAACAGUCUGGUCGUCCUGGUCUACUGGUACUGCACAAGGGUGAAGACCAUGACUGACAUGUUCCUGCUGAAUCUGGCCAUCGCUGACCUCCUCUUUCUCGUCACGCUGCCCUUCUGGGCCAUCGCCGCCGCCGAACAGUGGAAGUUCCAGUCCUUCAUGUGCAAAGUGGUCAACGGCAUGUACAAGAUGAACUUCUACAGCUGUGUGCUGCUGAUCGUGUGCAUCAGCGUGGACAGGUACAUCGCCAUUGCGCAGGCCAUGCGAGCGCAGAACUGGCGGCGGAAGCGGCUCCUGUACAGCAAAAUGGUUUGCGUUAUUGUCUGGGUGAUGGCGGCCACUCUCUGCAUCCCGGAAAUCAUGUACAGUCAAGUCAAGAAUGAAACUGGCGUCACCAUCUGCACCAUGGUGUACCCUCGUGAUGAGAGCACCAAACUCAAAUCAGCAGUCUUGACCCUGAAGGUGAUCCUGGGGUUCUUCCUUCCCUUUGUGGUCAUGGCUUGCUGCUACACCAUCAUCAUUCACACUCUGAUCCAGGCCAAGAAGUCGCCCAAGCACAAGGCCCUAAAGGUGACCAUCACUGUCCUUACUGUCUUUGUCUUAUCUCAGUUCCCCUACAACUGCGUUCUGUUGGUCCAGACCAUCGACGCCUACACCAUGUUCAUCUCCAGCUGUGCCAUUUCCACCAACAUUGACAUCUUCCUCCAGGUCACUCAAACCAUCGCCUUUUUCCACAGUUGCCUGAACCCUGUUCUCUAUGUUUUUGUGGGUGAGCGAUUCCGCCGGGAUCUCGUGAAGACCCUGAAGAACCUGGGUUGCAUCAGCCAUGCUCAGUGGGUCUCCUUCACAAGGAGAGAGGGUAGCUUGAAGCUGUCCUCCGUGCUGCUGGAGACAAACUCAGGUGCUCUCUCCUGAGGGACCGUCCUAGAGGCGGACAGUCC
This is a messenger RNA of Molossus molossus (Pallas's mastiff bat), 1151 nucleotides long. It is a transcript of the gene CCR9, whose product is annotated as C-C motif chemokine receptor 9. The coding region runs from base 16 to 1125 and encodes 369 amino acids. Gene Ontology annotation, molecular function: C-C chemokine receptor activity. Lineage: Eukaryota; Metazoa; Chordata; Mammalia; Chiroptera; Molossidae. Gene Ontology annotation, biological process: G protein-coupled receptor signaling pathway; immune response; chemotaxis. Gene Ontology annotation, cellular component: membrane. The transcript is spliced from 2 exons. The record is from RefSeq and is a predicted model, not a curated record.